Geodia barretti is the source of this 474-nucleotide messenger RNA. NCBI's taxonomy places the organism in Eukaryota, Metazoa, Porifera, Demospongiae, Tetractinellida, Geodiidae. The record is from the annotation of a GenBank genome assembly.
AUGGCGGAAGGCCCAGACCACAGAGACAAGCCGCUGGAGGAGCUGGAGAGAGAGAUCACGUGCGCCGUGUGCCAGGAAGUCUACCAGCAGGCCAAGUUGCUUCCCUGCAACCACUACUACUGCUCGACGUGCAUCGAGAAGAUGGCGGCCGCCUCUCGAGGUAGGCCGUUACACUGCCCCGAGUGCCGCAAGGAGACGAGUCUCCCUCCCGGCGGCGCGGCCGCGCUCGAGCCCGCCUUCUUCGUGGAGAGAAUGAAAGACGUGUACGGGAAGAUGGCCAAGGCGGAGGGGAAGGUGGAGGCGGUUUGCGAGCAGUGUUCGCAGCCAGUCUGUCGCCUUCUGCCGGCAGUGCGGGGAGAUUUCAUUUGCGGCGAUUGCGCGCAGUCCCACAAGAAAAUGAGGGCUUUCGGCGAUCACGCUGUCGUUAGCCUUGAAGACCUGAAAAAAGGGUGGCGCAAAGAGCACUACUGUUGA